Molecule: messenger RNA, 3342 nt
Organism: Pleuronectes platessa (European plaice)
Lineage: Eukaryota; Metazoa; Chordata; Actinopteri; Pleuronectiformes; Pleuronectidae
Product: polyunsaturated fatty acid lipoxygenase ALOX15B
Exons: 15
Coding region: 67-2145 (692 amino acids)
Biological process (GO): lipid oxidation; linoleic acid metabolic process
Molecular function (GO): oxidoreductase activity, acting on single donors with incorporation of molecular oxygen, incorporation of two atoms of oxygen; iron ion binding; protein binding
Source: RefSeq, a predicted model, not a curated record
GUUUAACAAACAAUUAGUCAUUGGAACUAACAAGUCCCACCCACUAAACUGGAUGUAUAAAAAGAGAUGAUAGUGGUGAGUCCCAUCAACGAAACUCCUAGAUCUCUUCAGCAAAGGAUUCUUCAACUUUCCAGGCUGAAAAUGGUGAAUUACGAAGUAACAGUUUACACCACCAACUGUGCCUUGGCCGCCACCUUUAACAAUGUCUACAUUAAGCUGGUUGGCACAGAAGGGGAGGGCAAACGCAGCUGGCUUAAUAGCAUCAAAGGGUCUCUGGCCCUCUUCAGAGGAGAAGUUGCACAUUUCACUGUCAGCUGCCCCAAAUCCCUUGGAACAUUGUUCCUGAUAGAGCUGGACAAGCAGAAUUUCCUAGUCUUCCAAGACUCUUGGUACCCCUCUAAAGUAGAGGUGAGAUCCCCUGAAGGAGACACAUACUGCUUUCCUGUCCACCGCUUUAUCGCUGACCGUGAGGUGCACCUCUUCAGGGAGGGAAAAGCUGUGAAAGCCUUUGAAGAAACCCACGAUCUUGCCAAGUACGCCAGGGAGCUGGAGCUCAUUGGUCGAAAAGAAGACUACUGCUGGAAAGAGUUGAAAGAAGGACUACCUCACUGCAUUAAGGAAACAAAUCCUCUCUCUCUGCCUCCUGAGGUUAGGUUCUCCUACACCAAAGAUACUGAGUUUUUGUGGACUGCAGCAGUUGGGGAGGUUGAGCUACAACUGAAAGGACUGGAAAAACGAAAUGAACCAUGGACUGACAUUGACGCGUUUGAUCAGGUGUUCCGCUGCAAGAUGACUGACAUAUCAGAAUAUGUCGAGGAACAUUGGCAGGAGGAUGAAUUCUUUGCCUACCAGUAUCUAAAUGGUGUCAACCCCAUAAUGAUCAGAUGCUGCAAAGUACUGCCAGUAAACUUUCCUGUCACUGAUGACAUGGUCUUCCUCCAUGGUCAGGGUAGCUUAACGGAAGAAAUGGAGAGAGGCAACAUAUUCCUUUGUGACUACAAACGUUUGGAUGGAGUGACAGCAAACAACGUCAAUGGGAAGAAGCAGUACUUGAUGGCUCCCCUCGUCCUGCUCCACAAAAGAGAGGACAAGUUGAUGCCAAUUGCUAUUCAGCUGAAGCAAACCCCUGCAGACGACAAUCCAAUCUUUCUUCCCACUGACUCUGCGUAUGACUGGUUGAUGGCCAAGAUCUUUGUGAGAAGUGCAGAUUUCCAAGAACAUGAACUCAACGUUCACCUGCUGCGCACUCACCUGCUGGCUGAAGUUUUCGCAGUGUCACUUCUGCGCAAUGUGCCAAUGGUGCAUCCACUGUACAAGCUCCUUGUACCUCACACUCGCUACACUCUGCAAAUCAACAUCUUGGCUCGACUUGCUCUAAUUUCUGAGAACGGAGUAUUCACAGAGUUUGCAGCCUCUGGGGGAGAGGCCAUGUUCACAAUCAUGAAGAGAUCACUGUCCUCAAUGACCUACAAGUCCCUCUGUAUACCAGAUGACGUUGAGGAGCGUGGGGUUGGGAACAUACCAAACUACUACUACAAGGAUGAUGGACUCCAGCUUUGGGAUAUCAUCUUCAAGUUUGUGGAGGGAGUACUCAGCUACUACUACAAGUCUGACGAUCUGGUUGUGAAGGACUCUGAGCUGCAGGACUGGAUUCGAGACAUUUUUGAACAUGGAUUCCUUUCUCAAGAACAAACAGGAAUUCCACAGAAAUUCUCCACCGUGGCUGAGCUGAUCAAGUUUGUCACCAUGGUGAUCUUCACCUGCUCAUGCCAGCACUCAGCUGUGAACAGUGGACAGUAUGACUAUGGUGCCUGGAUGCCCAACACUCCCAUCUCCCUGCAGCGUCCUCCGCCAACAACAAAGGGAACAAAAGACCACAUUAUGAUGCAGACUUUGCCUGACAUCAGCACCACAGUUAAGGGCAUGUCCACCAUGUGGCUGCUCAGCAAGGACUCUUCUGACUUUGUCCGUCUUGGCCAGUACCCGGAGCAAUAUUUCACUGAGGAUUUUCCCCGCAAACAGAUAAAGGGCUUCCAGCAAGAACUUCACCUGUUGAGUGUUGCGAUCAAAACCAGAAACGACAAAUUGCGUCUGCCGUACACGUACUUGGAUCCAGCCAACUUUGAAAAUAGUGUUGGCAUUUAAGCACUAAAAUGAGCAACCUCGUCAGCUGUUGGCCUAAUUGAGCGUCACAUUAAUGAAAGGGAAAGAACUUCUAUAUUCUGUAUUUUUCAAUCUUACUACACUGUGUGCACAAUUAUUAGGCAAGUGAGUAUUUUGACCAUAUUAUAAUUUGUAUGCAUAUUUUCCAACUCCAAGCUGUAUAAACUUGAAGGCCUAUUGGAUUUAAGAAUAUGAGGUGGUGUGUAUUUGUGUAAUGAGGGAGUGUGUGGCCUAAGGAGAUCAACACCCUAUAUCAAGGUGUGCAUAAGCUUCUUUUCCUCAGGCAAAACGGGUCAAAAAAGAGUUUUAACUGAAUCUGACUUUAACCCUAUUGAGAGCAUGUGGGCCCUUCUUAAACGGGAGAUUAACGGGAGAUUUACGGUGAAGGAAAACAGUACACCUCUCUGAACAGUGUCUGGGAGGCUGUGGUUGCUGCUGCACAAAAAGUUGAAAUAAUUGUGGACACAUAGAUAUUCUCCUAAGAAAGCCAAAACCUCACUUUUACUUUCUUAAAUAUUCAGGUUUGAGGUUUAUUAACAUUUUUGGAUUGACCGAGAGCACUGUAGUUGUUCAAUAAUCAAACCAAUCCUCAAAAAUACAACUUGCCUAAUAAUUGUGCACACAGUGUAUAUGUUGCGCUGUGUCUUAUAUAACUCUUCAAUCAAACUGCACACUCUUGUGAAAAUCAAUUUUUAAAUUUUUUUUCCUCAUCCUAAAUAUAAUAGAUAUAGAUAGGCUUAUACAGAUAUUUAUCAAAGAAAUAUACAUUAACAUAUGAUAAUAAUAAUAAUUACACACAAUAUAAAAUCCAAGAUGUGAAGCUGUUUUAUUGUUUUCUGUGUUGACAUACAAAUUUACGAAUCUGAUAAUACUGUAGAACGUGUAUUACAGCAUCUAUGUCGAGGUUUGCAUGUGAGCCAGUCAUCUAAAUUGCUUCAUUGCUGAAUUAAUCAAGUCACUUUUGUGAAAAACAAUGUAAAUGGGAAAUAAUGAAAAUUGCUUUACUGUUGUUUUCUUUCCUUUUUGAAAUGUUACUGAAAAAAGGAAAUAACUUUCUUUCAAGCUGUUUUUCAAUGUGCUUUAGGGAUUAAAUAAUCAUGAUGGUUUAUAUGAAUAUCAGAUUCAUGUUGCUUUUUUACUAAUAACAGCAAAGGCCUCAAUAAAGACGAUACAAAACAA